This is a messenger RNA of Perca fluviatilis (European perch), 1644 nucleotides long. RefSeq names its product zinc finger protein 239-like. Bases 1 to 1161 code for a protein of 386 amino acids. Gene Ontology annotation, molecular function: DNA binding. The record is from RefSeq and is a predicted model, not a curated record. The transcript has 2 exons. Lineage: Eukaryota; Metazoa; Chordata; Actinopteri; Perciformes; Percidae.
AUGUCCGCUGUGUGGAAAUACUUUACACUGGAAACACCGCAGAGCAAGACAGCAAAAUGCAAUGUUUGCAAAGCCGUAAUUCAGAGAGGCGGAAGCUCCCUCGCGUCGUACAACACACAUGGUGGUGUGCCACGAAACAGAGAGGAGGAGAGGGACCAAAACGUCAUCACUGUCAACACUGUGACAAAUCCUUCAAAACAUCUGGAUAUUCAUCAGAGAGUUCACACUGGACAGAAUCUACACAGCUGUGAGCAAUGUGGGGCAGCUUUCACACUACAGAGUUCUCUAAAAACACAUCAACGCAUUCACACUGGAGAAAAGCCUUACAGCUGUGAUCAAUGUGGGGCAGCUUUCACACGACAGAUCACCCUAAAAAGCCAUCAACGUAUUCAUACUGGAGAGAAGCCGUACAGCUGUGACCGAUGUGGGGCAGCUUUCACACAACAAGUUAACCUUAAAAGACAUCAACGCAUUCACACUGGAGAGAAGCCGUACAGCUGUGAUCAAUGUGGGGCAGCUUUCACACGACAGAUCACCCUAAAAAGCCAUCAACGUAUUCAUACUGGAGAGAAGCCGUACAUCUGUGAUCAAUGUGGGGCAGCUUUCACACAACAGGUUAACCUUAAAAGACAUCAACGCCUUCACACUGGAGAGAAGCCGUACAGCUGUGAUCAAUGUGGGGCAGCUUUCACACGACAGAGUGACCUAAAAAACCAUCAACGCCGUCACACUGGAGAGAAGCUUCACAGCUGUGAUCAAUGUGGGGCAGCUUUCACACGACAGAGUGACCUAAAAAGACAUCAACGCCUUCACACUGGAGAGAAUCUUCACAGCUGUGAUCAAUGUGGGGCAGCUUUCACACACCAGAGUAACCUGAAAAUACAUCAGCGCAUUCACUCAGGAGAGAAGCCGUACAGCUGUGUUAUAUGUGGGGCAGCUUUUACACACCAGAGUACCCUAAAAAUACAUCAGCGCAUUCACACUGGAGAGAAGCCGUACAGCUGUGAUUUAUGUGGUAAAACCUUUUCUCUGUGUGGUAACCUAGAAUGCCACAGACGUGUUCACACUGGAGAGAAGCCGUACUGGUGUGAACAAUGUGGGAAAACCUUUUCUCACAUUAGUAACCUUAAAUAUCACCAGCGCAUUCACACUGCCUCGUAGUGAACAUGUUUCCGAGCCAAGCUGUUUCCUCCUGCCUCCUCCUCAUGCCCUGAUAGCUGUGUUGUUAUAUUCUGAUCUUCUCUCCACAUUGAAGGCUGACCAGCAGUAACUUGAUCUUCUGAACACCAUGGAUGUUAUCCUGGCUACGACUACAUAUUACACUCCAUUAAUUUCACUCAAAAUUAGCUUUUAUUCCUGUAAUACAAUAUGUUGAGUUCAGGGUUCAACUGCUGGGGCUAUUUAACUAAUGCUGCAACAAAGGAGUAUUAGUUCUUCAUUAAAGAAAUCCGAUAACUAAUGUAAUGUCAAAUUGCUGAAAUAUUUAGUCUAUCGUCCCUUAAGACGAAGAAAAGAAGCUAAUCUUUGUAACUUUAAUCAAAAAAUGUCUGCUGCUGCUGCUUAUAAAAAGACUUGAACAGUUAAUGGGCCCUAUUUUAACGAAAUGAAACGCAAGUGUGAAACGCAAAACGCAAGUAGCUUUGU